CAGCGGCUGUGAAAUUGGCUCCAACAAAAUGGCUGGGGUUUACUUGCGACAUUGCUCUGGGGGUAUGUCAUGACUCUCUUGACUAGAACUCCGUAGCUGUAGGGCUGUUGUGUUCGUGAGGUCAUCUAUGCCGGGGCUGUGAGUAGCUGGUGACGUCAGCUGCAUGGAGCCGGUGUGAUGGGAAGCAGGGGAGCGAUCUGUGACUGGCAGUACAGGCAUAAAUAGUGCAAGCUAAGGAUCUACAAACAUGGGUGGAAAAAAUAAGAAAAAUCGCCCCAGCAACGCUGCGGCUGUCCAGGGUGUGAUCGCUUCGGCCAACAAGUCCAAGGCUGCGGGGGAAGACACGGCAAAGAAGCAGGGUGCAAAACCUGCAAACGUGGCUGCGGCUGGCAGGGAACCCCGGAGCAAGCAAGGGCCUAAAACGUAUACUUUUGGUACUUCAGCCGACUCUUCGAUAAAUCAUGACAAGUCCGUGUUGAAGGUGGUUAUUGAGAACAAACUGGAGAAAAGAAUCAUUUCUCUCAUUAACGAGCACAAGAGGCUAAACUGUGACCAAGGAACAGUGUCUGGGAGACUGACUUCCAAGAAGUUACAGGAUCUGUACCUGGCUUUGCAGGAGUUGAGUUUUAAGUCCGAGCACAUAGAAGAAGCGAUGGCAAACACGGUCCUGUAUGGAGGGGAUCUGCAUUCGGCGCUCGAUUGGCUCUGCCUGAACCUGCCCGAUGAUGCUUUACCAGAAGGGUUCAGCCAGCAGUUUGAGGAGGAAGAGAAGAGAACCCGAGCAAAGUAUCAGCCUCCACCUCAGAGGCCGGAAUCCAAAAUAUCCAACAAUGGCAAACCUGAUGAAGAACCUACAGUAAAGAACAAUAAUAAGACAGAGCUGAGCAUGAAAGAGUGGAUUCUGCGCUAUGCAGAGCAAGGGAGCGAUGAUGAAGAGGAGGAAGGUGCGACCGAGGAAGAUGCUGAAGGAGACAAAUUUGAUCCUAAUGAGAGGUACCUGGAACUGACGGCCAAGUUGCUUGAUGUCAGAGCCGUGGCGGCCACCACCAAACAGGAGAAGAACAAGCUGGGACAGAGAGAGGCUCAGGAGAAGAUAAAGAGUUAUCAACAAGAAAUGAAGAGUUUGGAGGAGCACCCAAUGUUUAAUCCUGCAGUGAAGAUGACAGAAGCGACAUCUGAAAGUAAAAAGGCUCCUGCGCCUCGUACCGACGAUGAGCAUUUAAACUUCAACCUUUUUGAGACCUCUGGGGAUGCUUCAGCUCCGGAAGCUAAAGCUAAAAAGAAGCCACCUCUUGAUAUCCGGAACUUUGACUACACGUCUCGCAGCUGGACGGGGAAAUCCCCAAAGCAGUUUCUGAUUGAUUGGUGCCGUAAACACUACCCCAAGAGCCCAAACCCGUCCUUCGAGAAGGUACCUGUGGGCAAGUACUGGAGGAGCAGGGUUAAGAUUAUUAAAUCAAGUGAUGAUGUCAUGUCCGUGUGUCCCACCAUCGUGACAGAGGAUAGUAUGCAGGCACAACAUUUGGCUGCCACUCAAGCGCUGUACCAACUCACCAAAGGACAGUCCGUUCACAUGCUGCUGCCCCCCACAUACAGAGAAGUUUGGUUGGAGUGGAGCGAUGAAGAAAAAAGCAAAGUUGAGCAAAACAAAAUGGAGAGCAACAAACCAAGGGACCAGUUUAUUUCCAAACUGCUGAAUAAGCUGAAACUGCAACAGCAGCAGCAAAAGCCCCCCAAGGAAACCAAAGCGUUAGAGGAUCCAGAGGACUCCUGGGAAAACCUGGCUUCCGAGGACGAUGUAAACCAGACGGCCGCAGAUUGUUUGGGGGCUGAGAAUCUGGCGCCCAUCAGAAGCCUAUUCCUUAAAUCCCGGGAAUCAGGGAAGUAUCAGAGACUCCUGAGCGAAAGGCAGCAGCUUCCCGUGUUUGCGCACCGUGACCUGAUCCUGGAAACGUUAAACAGGCACCGGGUGAUUGUGGUGGCGGGGGAAACGGGCAGUGGGAAAAGUACCCAGGUCCCCCAAUUCCUGCUGGAGGAUUUGCUUCUGAACCAAUGGAGCUCUGGGAAAUGUAACAUUGUUUGCACCCAGCCACGGAGGAUCUCGGCCAUGAGUCUCGCCACCCGGGUCUGCGAGGAGCUCGGCUGCGACUCUGGCCCAGGAGGAAGGAACUCUCUGUGCGGCUAUCAGAUCCGGAUGGAGUCGAGAACGGGAGAGUUCACCCGGCUCUUGUACUGCACCACGGGGAUCCUACUGCGGAAGCUACAGGAGGACAGCCUUUUGCGAAACAUAACGCACAUCAUUGUGGAUGAGGUCCACGAAAGAACCGUCCAAUCGGAUUUCCUUCUCAUCAUCCUGCGCGAGAUCCUGCGGAAGCGCUCCGAUCUGCACCUGGUGCUGAUGAGCGCGACAGUGGACUCUGAGAAAUUCUCCAAAUAUUUCACUCACUGUCCCGUUAUAAGAAUUUCCGGAAGGACUUAUCCCGUUGAGGUUUUCCACUUAGAAGAAAUAGUUGAAGAAACCGGUUUCAUUCUGGAACAAGACUCUGAAUACUGUCAGAAAUUCCUGGAGGACGAUGAAGAGAUCACGCUCAGCAUUACCAGCAAAGGGGGGGCUACGAAAAAAUACCAGGAGUUCCUCCCAGGUCAGUCGGCUGCUGGGUCGGAUCUGAGCCCGUAUUACCAGAGGUUCAGCUCUCGGACGCGUCAUGCCGUUCUCUACAUGAACCCAAACAAAAUUAACCUGGACCUGAUCCUAGAACUUCUGGUUUUCUUGGAUAAAGGCCCCCAAUACAGAAACAUCGAAGGAGCUGUUCUGAUCUUCUUGCCUGGCCUGGCCGACAUACAGCAGCUGUAUGACCUGUUGUCUGGUGAUAAAAGGUUCAAUGACAGGAGGAGGUAUAAACUAAUAGCGCUUCACUCAAUCCUUUCCAGCCAGGAUCAGGCGGAAGCUUUCAUAUUACCUCCACGGGGAACCCGGAAGAUUGUAUUGGCAACAAAUAUUGCUGAAACUGGUAUUACCAUCCCAGACGUGGUAUUUGUCAUCGACGCCGGAAGAACAAAGGAAAACAGGUAUCAUGAGAGCAGUCAGAUGAGCUCCUUGGUCGAGACAUUUAUAAGCAAAGCAAGUGCCCUGCAGCGCCAAGGAAGAGCGGGCCGAGUCAGAGAUGGGUUCUGCUUCCGACUCUACACAAGGGAAAGAUUUGAGUGUUUUUUGGAUUACUCUGUCCCUGAAAUCCUGAGAGUUCCACUGGAAGAACUGUGUCUUCAUAUCAUGAAAUGUGACCUUGGAUCCCCCGAGGACUUCUUGGCUAAGGCGUUGGACCCCCCCCAGCUCCAAGUUAUAAGUAAUGCUAUGAACGUACUGAGGAAGAUCGGCGCUUGUGAGCCAACUCAACCCAAACUGACACCGCUUGGCCAACAUCUCGCUGCCUUGCCGGUCAAUGUGAAGAUUGGCAAAAUGCUAAUAUUUGGUGCUAUUUUCGGCUGCCUUGAACCAGUAGCAAUUCUGGCUGCCACGAUGACUGAAAAAUCACCGUUCAUUACGCCAAUUGGUAGAAAGGAUGAGGCAGAUUCGGCCAAAUCCUCCAUGGCCAUUGCAAACUCGGAUCACCUGACCAUCUUCAGCGCAUAUGUAGGAUGGAAGACGAUGCGGACAGAAGGGUACAACUCGGAAAUAAGUUACUGUAGGAAGAACUUUCUCAACAGAAAAGCAUUAUUAACGAUAGAGGAUGUAAAGCAAGAAUUGAUACGUCUGGUACGAGCAGCAGGGUUUGAACUCCCCAAAUCUGUAGCCCCAAAGGAGCAUUACUGUCUUGGGGCCAAGAAGACGUUAUCUGCUCAGGAAACCUCCCUCCUUAAGGCUGUUCUGACGGCCGGGCUCUAUGACAAUAUAGGAAAGAUCCUGUUCACGAAGUCCGUGGAUAUCACUGAGAGGUUUGCAUGUAUGGUGGAGACGGCACAAGGAAAAGCACAAGUCCAUCCAUCUUCCGUGAACCGAGACCUGCAAACAUAUGGCUGGCUUCUUUACCAAGAGAAGGUUAAGUAUUCUAAGAUUUUCCUGAAGGAAACUACAUUGGUUUCUCCCUUUCCGAUUCUUCUGUUUGGGGGAGACAUACAGGUCCAGCAUCGCGAGAGACUGUUAACCGUGGAUGACUGGGUCCAUUUCCAGGCUCCUGUAAAGAUCGCAGUGAUUUUUAAAGAGUUACGAGUCUUAAUUGAUUCCGUUUUAAAGAAGAAGCUUCAAAAUCCCAAAAUGUCACUUGAAGAUGAUGAGAUUUUAAACAUCAUUAAAGAACUAAUAAAAAAUGAACCGUAAGGAACAUAGGGCUCCAAAUCCAAAGGAUUGUUCUACAAGGAUUGUUCUACAAGCAUUUAGAUACCGUGGGGGUCCGGCUCUGCUCUGCGCACGCUUGGUGGGGUUUCACCUUGUCGCUGUUGCAGCAUUGAAGAGAUUGUCCCACUUUUUUUUAUCUGAAACUAUAAAAAGGAUUGUUGAAUAUUCAAUAAAUACACAGGGCCAUCCCA
Molecule: messenger RNA, 4524 nt
Organism: Spea bombifrons (plains spadefoot toad)
Lineage: Eukaryota; Metazoa; Chordata; Amphibia; Anura; Pelobatidae
Gene: DHX29
Product: DExH-box helicase 29
Exons: 28
Coding region: 248-4315 (1355 amino acids)
Biological process (GO): translational initiation
Cellular component (GO): intracellular anatomical structure
Molecular function (GO): ATP binding; RNA helicase activity; RNA binding
Source: RefSeq, a predicted model, not a curated record